AAGCCUGUGGGGGAAACGGCCAGUGUCGAGGAGCCUGUCAGUCAGCUGGUGAUUCGCAGCGUAGACACGGCAAUACUACAAGGCAUCUAGAGGAAAAUAAAGAAAUACAAUAGAAUUAUGGAAAAACUACAUAAAGACUGACAACCAAUGUGCAAAAUAAGAUAUUGUGCAAAUAUAAAAAUAAUACUAAGAACACAAGCUGUGGAGUCCUUGAAGUUUUAGAAGAUUUCUAACUGCCAGUUGACCUGCAAGAAUAAUAUCAACACAAUCAUGUCAUAUGAAGAUUCAGCUGUGAAUGAAACAGCCAGUGACAGCUUCUGGGAGAUUGGAAACUAUAAGCGCUCUGUAAAGCGCAUCGAUGAUGGCCACAGACUCUGUAAUGACCUUAUGAAUUGCCUCCAUGAACGAGCUCGUAUAGAGAAGGGUUAUGCUCAACAGCUUACGGAAUGGGCCAAGAGAUGGAAACAGCUAUUGGAGAAAGGUCCACAAUAUGGUUCUUUGGAAAAAGCUUGGGUAUCAUUAAUGACUGAGGCAGAAAAAGUCAGUGAGCUGCAUCUGGAGGUCAAGAGUACAUUGAUGAAUGAAGACUUUGAAAAGAUCAAGAAUUGGCAGAAGGAAGCCUACCACAAACAAAUGAUGGCAGGCUUCAAAGAAACCAAAGAGACAGAUGAUGGAUUCCGUAAAGCACAGAAGCCAUGGGCCAAAAAGCUGAAAGAGGUGGAAGCUGCCAAGAAAGCCUAUCAUGCAGCUUGUAAAGAAGAGAAAUUAGCAAUAUCCAGGGAAUCAAACAGUCGGUCAGAUUCAAACGCAAGUGCAGAACAGAUGAAGAAAUUGCAGGAAAAAGUUGAUAAAUCUAAGCAAGAUGUUCAAAAGACAAAGGAAAAGUAUGACAAAAGUCUGGAAGAGUUAAAUAAAUGUACACCGCAAUAUAUGGAAAAUAUGGAACAAGUUUUUGAUCAAUGUCAACAGUUUGAAAAAAAACGAUUAGAUUUCUUUCAAGAGGUCCUUUUGGGGGUUAAACAGCAUCUUGACCUAUCUGCCACCAGCUAUACAGCUAUAUAUCAAGAAUUGGAGCAUGCUAUUAUUUCAGCAGAUUCUGAAGAAGACCUUAAGUGGUUCAGAAAUGCACAUGGUCCAGGAAUGUCUAUGAACUGGCCCCAAUUUGAGGAAUGGAGUGUAGAUGUCAAUCGCACACUCGGCAGGAGAGAAAAGCCGAAAAAGACUGGAGAUGGAGUGAUCUUGACAAGCGUCAGUCAGACGGGUGAUCAGGGAGUCCAGCCGUCAAAAUACAACAGUGUCCGGAGUACUACCAGCUCGAUACGUUCCAGUUGUAACCCAUUUGACGAGGAGGAGAAUGAAAAGCCUGUCGAUGAGAAGGAGAACACAAUUCCAAAAAAUGUUAGUACUCAUGAAAAGAACCAAAAUUACACUACUGAUUGGUCAGAUGAUGAAAGCAAUAAUCCCUUCAAUUGCAAUGAGACAAAUGGUGACAAUCCUUUCGAUGAGAAUCAUUCAUCAGGGUCAGAAGUGCGAGUACGAGCAUUAUAUGACUAUGAAGGACAGGAACAUGAUGAGCUUAGUUUCAAAGCAGGUGAUGAAUUAACAAAAGUAGAAGAUGAAGACGAGCAGGGUUGGUGCAAAGGGCGACUAGAAAGUGGUCAAGUUGGCUUGUACCCUGCCAAUUAUGUUGAAGUUAUUCAGUGAUGUAGAAUGUACCAAUGCAAAAUGCAAUCUCUUUUCAAUUUAAAUACACAGUUACAUCAACCUAAAAUAAAAUAUAUUGGUGUAGAGAAUGUACAAAUUCAUUAUAGUAGGCGUCAUUUCUUCAGCUACUGCUUUGCUUUGAGAAGAAUCAAGUUUUUAACAGUGAACGAAUAGGCAUUUUAGCAGGCUGGCAUCCUCUGAAGUUCAGCUAAAGCUUCCUGGUAACUGUGAUAUUGGAUUUAAAUAUUAUCUAUUAGUCCAUGACAAUGGCAAGUUUUGUUUUCAAACAUACAGAUUGUAAAAAUUGAUUUUAAUAACUUGCCUUGUGUGACUGCUGAAUAUCCACUUUAAUUGUUAUGCAACCUUUCUAUUAAGUGAUUUCCCUUGCCCAGUUUUCCAUUUUUGAAAGAGAAAUCAACUAAGUUGUCUGUUUUCAAUGUUAUUUUUUAAAAUUAAGGCUUUCAAUAUUUUCCUAUUAGUUAUUUUAAUAUUUAAUUUUGUUGCAGUUUCUCUUUUAUAGAAAUGGCAUUCUUUUAAAUGCAUGAGGUAUUGUAAGAAAGAAUGAUCUACUUUGAUUUCCUCCCUAUAGUGUAGAAAUAUUUAAUCAUUUAUAGCUGUGCAAAACCAUGUGCUUUGGUGUGCUAGCUAAACUUCCUGCACCAUGUAUUCAGCACAUCAGUGAAACACUGGGAUGCGUUUUAGUUAAGUACUACUGCACUUGUUGCCUGUUACUUUAAUGUGAUGUAUCAUAAUUGAUAUAUAUCAAUUGAAAUAAUGUAACGUUAAACUUAGGCAGUCUGUAUUGUGAAAAUUGUGGAUUUUAAUGUGGCUGCAGAAUACAGGACUCCAUGAUUUUUAAUAUGUUCAUUUGCUCCUAACCUUUGGAAGAGUUAAUGUUAGAUGUUGAAGAGAAUGUAUUCCAAUGUUUCGUUUGCUUUCAGUUGUUAGUACACUGUUCUGCAUAUCUCUUUGAUAACUGGAGAGUUUGAAAAUCUGCUUUAAUAUGCAGCAUGGAAUCCUCCUUUACAGCAAAGACUGCAGAACUCUUAACAUGUAUUAAAAAUUCACAUGAACAAAUAAUUUGGAACUGGUGAAUGUUUUCUAGUGCAAUUUUGUUCAGUGAAUCCUUCCAAGUAUUCUUCACUGCUAGGAUUAAACCAGAAAUUGUGUGCAGUAAUAACAAGGUAGACUUAUGAUUUAGAUUAUGAGGACAUUUUUAAUACUAUUCUGGCCAACCAUCUAGCUGAAUGGAAUGCUAAAACUCUACAAUUUUAGGUAAGUAGCUGUAUUGGAAUACCGUGUAUUAUAAUCAACUAAAUGGCUGGUAGGCUUUUUAAAAAAAGUCAUUAUUUGUUCAGCUGGUGUGAAAUGACGGUUUUAAGUAUUGCAUUUGUGUCAUUUAAUUCAGUAACUUAUUAAAUGAUGGUGCCUUAGAAAACUUCUUCUCAAAUGUUUUUGUAGAAUCUAUAGACAAUGGGUUUCUUUUUUAAAAAUCUUUUUUGUACACUAGUUUGAGGGUGAAAUUUUAAAAAUUAAACCCAUCCCUUGACUCCAAUAUUUUGAAUUUCCAGUAAGUUGGCUUUUACAAAACUAAUUAGCUUUUUAACACAUAGGUUUUGACUUUUAAAAUUUAGUAGCACUACCAAAUACUUGAUAAAAAGUCUUGUGAACUAAACUAUUUUUAACACCUGUUUGAUACUUCAAUCCAUUUAUAGAGAUGUUUUUUUUUGUACAGCACCCUGAAAAAUUCCUGUAGAUAGUAGAGAAUGAAAAUAUCAAACAGGAGAACUUGGAGUCAUCUGAUCAUAUGAACACGUGAAGUAUAACAGGAAUAACACCUGAAUCCAUUUAGUAGCAUUAUAGGUCUGAUUGCAACCCCAACUCUGCAAUUCAGUCUACCUACCCACGCCUCUAGAUUUAAAAAGAAUCUAUGUCUGUCCUGAAAAUAUUAAAAGCCUUUGUUUCAUCAUCCUCUGAGGUAAAGAGUCUCUAAGUCUUGUAGUAAUGAGGGAAAAAAAUCUCACCUGAGUCUUAAAAGUACAGCCCUUGAUUUUUAAACGGUGACUACCCAGUUCUAGAUUCUCACAUAAAGAGAAACAUUCCCUCUGCAUCCAUCCAUUUGGGGCAUCUCAGGAUUUUAAAUAUUUCGGUUGUCUCCUCCCACUCAUCUAAAGUCCAGCAGAUACAGCCUUAGUCUAUUCAAUGUUUCCUCAAAAGGUAACCCAGCCAUUCUAGUUAAGUCAGGAUCACCUUCUCUGAGCUGCAAUCAACACAUUGAUAUCUUCCCUUUAAAAGGGGGCACCAGUACAGUACUCCAGAUGUGAUCUCAAUUUCCACAGCAAUAAGUCAUACUUUUUAAAACUUCCCAGUAUCCACAUACCAGACUUUUGCUCAUGCACACCAGAACACUCAUAUUUCUCUGCAGACCAAAAGUUCUCUAAUCUCUCACCAUUUAGAUUCUUUAAUUUUCCAAUCAAACUAGACAGUUAUACGUGUUCCGACAUCUAAUUUUCAGCAGUUUGUCCACUUAACCCAUCUGUAGCCCUUUCCCUUCUUAUGUCUGUUUCAUAAUAUUUACAAUUAUUUUAUGUUAUCAGCAAGUUUAACAGCCAUCCCUUCAGUUUCUUCAUCCCCGUGAUUUUCAUCAAUUGUAAUCAGUUGAGGCUCCACCACCGACAACUUUAAUGACAUCCUGGUACCAGAAAAGGACUAAUUUACACUCAUUCUCUGUUGCACUCUAUCUUCUAUCCAUGCCAACAUUUUACCUAUUAUGCCAUAAGUUUUGAUCUUCUGCAGUAACCUUUGAUACUGAAUUUUAUCAGAAAAUAGGAAGUAAGAUAGAAAAUAGUUAUAGGAAGAAUGUACCUAACAGUGAAAUUAGAAGAUUUUGGUUUCUCCUAUUAAUUAGAAUGACAGGGUAUGCAAAUGGAGAUAGGAGGUACAGUGAGGCUUUAGAGGGUUUUAAAAGAAGGAUGGAGAUCCUAUACUGAUUAUUUGAGGAUAUUGAGACAGUGAAACUUUGUUAAAACUAGUAAGACACUGCAACAGAUUUUCAAGGUUUUAAAGGAAUGAUCUGAGGAGCCUUGGAGAAUACUGGGAAAAUAGUGGAGUUAAGUUUAGGAGUGUGACGUAAACAUUGUCUGAUAGGUGGAGUGAUGGCUGUGGAAGUGAGUCAGGUGGUGAGUUGAAAGCUCAAUUCAGAAGCAGUUUGCAUACCAAACCUGUGCAUCAUCUGAUGAGGUUGAUGAAAUCCAGAGUUGUGUAGAUUGUGGUUGGACAAAUAAUUGAUUUGACAGCCAUUGUGCACACUUAGUGACUGCCAGUAAAAAUAUACCUCAAAAUGAAACUCCAUGGUGAAAGAAACAACACAGCAGGGUCUGGUCAGUUAGCAUCUACAAAGAGUUAAUGUGGAGUUAACGUUUCAUGCUUGAGUUGUCAUUGGAGCAUGCCAAAACUCCUCCCUUCCUGCCACAACCACCACCACUUCAAUGCCAUCUAUUGGUGAAAGCAAGACCAUUCCAGCAAAAUGAGAAUUAACGUUUUGUCCCUAUACUAGCAAAUGUGGUAGCAUCAUUAAACAUAUAGUUCUAUGUGUGUUUGAGUUCGGAAUUUAUUUACACUGUUAAAACUGAAUGGACAUUCCACGAUACUGACUUUCAUAUUUUUUGCUUUGCAUUGCAAAGGACAAAUAACAUUACUGAACUGUAUUUACAUUCAGUCUCAUAACAGAUGUGCAAAUUGGUAAUCAGUCACAAUGAAUUCUGAUUUUUUGUUUCCUUUUUAUGAUGCUACUGAAUUGAACAAUGGAAUUUUAAUGAAUUUUAAUUCACUGCAGAGCCUUUCAUGUUUUUGUUGACAAGUCAAUUAUGUUGAGCCUUUAAUCUUAAAUGUACCACUUUAAAGAUAAAUUUAUUCUUUAGAGGUGAAUAGAUACUGACAUUAAUUUCAAGAGUGGUGAAAUGUGGUGGAGGUAGUAGUGAUAUAAAUUGUCAGUAUGUUUGUAGACCACAUUUUAUUCAGGAUACAUUGGCAUGGGACAUCAAAAUACAAAUUUUCUGGUGGGUUCUACCGCAGACAUGAAUAUAACUAGACACAACAGUUUGAAGUUAUAUAUGGGGAUUGGCUAUCUGAAAUCCUUCUCUAAACUAGGAGUCAUGCACAUUUCUAGUCAGGUGUAAGAAGUAUCCACAACCUCUCAGUUCUCCUGUACCUCAUUCAUAAAACUUCACCCAGUGGCAAGGAUUGGAUGGAAAAGUGACCAAAAGGCAUGCAGGUUUGUGGGGUCAACAAGCAGUGCACAGAAUUAAGAUGCAACAACAGGACACAUAAUUCGUUGUUGGGAAAUUAUAUUAGAACACGUACCUUGUAAUUGACAAACAAAAAAAAUAGCAGUUUAAGCAUUGUUAAGCUAAAGUCAAAAUAAAUUCACCUAUUGCAUUAUUUUUCUCAUCAGAAAAUGUGAACUUUUUUAAGAGACUACAAUGUAUACCUGAGUAAAAUCAAAAUGGACAUAUUGUACAUCUGUUAACACAUCGACAAUGAGAUACUGUACAUGGAACUAUUUUAUUAUCAUGAUGCUGAGAUACAUCUUAGGAUGUGCUGGGACACAUCAUCAGUAUUGUAAUUUGGGGUCAUUGGGUGUUUCAAGUCUUUCAACAUCAGACACCCUCACCUAUGAGACCCAGCCAGGGUUAAUCAGGCCCCACCUUAUGUCCCAGCAGCAUUGGUCUAUGGGGCACACCUCCUGAUCCGUAGCUACCUGAAGGCCUGCUCAGCAGCCUCUGUGACAGUCCUGAUGGUUCUUUUCUUUGCGGCCCCUGUAAUGCCAUGGAGAAGAGAGUAGGUUCUAUAGGGUGAGCAGCCAGCAAAUCCUCUACACUUCACCUCUAUAGGCUUGCAUUGUGACUUCCACACCUGUCUCUGGCACUGCUCUACCACCUCCGGGUAUCUGGCUUUCUUGUGCUCAAACACCUCCUCAAUCCAGUCUUCCCAAGACGCUGUCAGUUCCAUCAUGACCACCUGCAUUGAGGUUGACACAAUGCUGAUGUGAUAAAGUCAGGGAACUUUAAUUGCUUGCUAAAAUCGACUUUCAGUUGCCCGUCAGAUGCUGUGGUGAGCAAGCCUGAUGGUGAUUUAGGCUGAGGCUGUAGUUGGUCUCCAGCUUUGACAAAGGCUGUGGGAUUUCUGUAUACUAUAAAUAUGCUAUGAUUCUUCAACAGAUCAGAAAUUAUUCCCAUCACAGCAGUUUUUGGGCAAUUCUAAAUGCUUUGUAAUUAAUUCAAAAAAGGAACAUUAAAGAACAGCCAUAAACAUUGACCACCAACAACAGGAAAGAGGCAAAGUGGAGCAGAAGACAAGAGAUUAUUUAUGUUGAUUUGAUUCUUUAACCAUCAUUAUCUAUAUUGAAUAACUUUACCUUAUUUAGUAAACUUGUUUUACUGAAUAAACCAGUAGCAGUUUACUCAGUGCAAGUGUAUCUCAAAAUGACAGACCGGGGGAGAUAAAGGAAGGCAUAGGAAUCAGCAGGUCAGAUAGAAUCUUCGAAGUUCAACAUCCUUAGUUGCAGUGCAUUGUAUCAACACUACAAAUCUUCAUGUUAACAAAUUAUUUAUCUGCAGUGUCUCUAUCAACAGCUGACAAAUCCUAUUCUUAGUGCUUGAUGUCAUUAAAUGUUGUUUAUAGAAUGCAUAUGAUACACAGUGAAAAGUAAUAGCUGCAUGCCUUCCUCCCAUGUAUGAAGUUCCUGCCAUUCACACUUGCCAAAUUUCUAUCAUACUCUGUUUCCACUAGAUGUCACGUUGUAUUUGAUGUGCUGUUUAGUCUGCCUGUUUGCCAUUUUUCCAGAACUGUUAGCAUCUCAGCAUCAAGUUCAUCAUGAAACUCUAGGAGUUAAUUCCUGAGGUGGCUGACAAUUUGGCUUUUUUAAAAAGGUUGUUUGAAAACAUUAUCACACCCAAUGUUCUGGAUGAAAACAGUCAAAUUUUCUUUGCCACAGGAGUAACUACAGACCCAAUAUGCCAGUGAGAUAUGAAAUUUUGACUAAUGCAUUUUAGAUGUUCCAAUAUUUUAAUUCUGUAGGCAUUGUUAGAUCCUAAGAAGAAAGAAGAAUAACUAGCAGCGCCUUAUUGGCUGUAAUCCAUAAGUUCAAAAGGUACAUGAAGAUCCCGAGUUAACAACUUCUAAAAAAUGAGCCUGCAGCUAAUUCCACUAUGAAGUGUAAUACCAGCAUCAGUACACAGUCAGGAGCAUGACUGUUUUUCUCUUUUCCCUCACUUCUAGACAUUCUUCAAUUUUGUCUGACUUUCAGAGAGCUCUCCUAGUUAUAAUAGCUUCACAACUUUGUCUGCCUAGUCUCAUUCCUUCUGUUUUCUUUUUGUGUUCAUGGGAAUUUCUAUUGAUGGAAAACGUUAUUAGUCCUACUUGCUGUUUCUUUCCUCUUGAUAAUUCAUGGUAUGAUUAAAACAGGCCUGUCCUUGUAUUUCUUUCAAUCCUUUUUUUGAAGGCAAGUAUUCCAAACAGAAAAUGCUAAUAAAUUUAUAUACCUGUCAGCUAAUAGCAAGUUAUUUUCAGACAAAUUUCAGUAAUUAGAUUUAGGAUUAAGAGAGAAAAUCUGCCUGACGCAGUGUUAUGUUCAUAUAAAGAAAGUUGAUCAAUUGCUUUCUGAGGACUCCUAUUGGAGAUAUUCCCAGAUGACCAAAUAAUUAGUAUUAUCCUAAACUCUAUUGAUCUGUAUUGAGAUGUGAUCAAAAAGUUGCAAUAGAUAGAAAUCCUUUUAAAUUUUCUAUUACUUUGCUUAAAUUGCCCAAUAAUUUUAUGGAUUCAUCAUUAGCACCAAUGAAACUGUAGUAAAACACCUGCGCUGAUGCAGGGUUUUGACCUUUCUAUUCCUUUCUCCCACAGAUGCUGAUCGACCCACUGAGUUGCUCCAGCAGAUUGUUGACUAAUUAAUAAAUCUGUUUUAACAUGAACAUUUAAUUGAGUACCUUGGUUAUCAUAUUUAUCAACUCAUUGAAUAACUAAGUAUGAUAACACUUAGCUGGCUUAACUGCACAUUUAAUUAAAUAUCCAUAAACCUUUAAGUUUUAAAGAUUUAGAUUGUAGUUCCUGAAUAUACAAAGGAAUUAGACAAAAUACCACAAGCAGAGGAUACCAGUUGAUUAGAACUUGCAAUUCUAGAUAAGACUAUACAAUAUGAAAACCAAAAAUUCUAUAUAAUGAAAUAUUCUGAUUUGUUAAAUAAAAAUUGAUAACUGCUAUUUGAUUGAUUGUAUUUAAAUUUCUAAAUAUUAAGGAUUAUUCAAAUUUAACUAGUUUUGUUACAUUUCAGUCAUUUUUAGCAUUAUUGUUGCAACUGUUACUAAAGAAUAAAUUUGAUUGCAUUUGAAGUUUAAGUUCAUGACAAUAUUCGCAUUAUAAACUGAAAAUGAGUUUAGGUCAACAAAUUAAAUAGCUGGUUCCUACUGAAAUUACUGGGAAAAACUUCUGAUGAACUUUGAUAUGUUAAUCUAGUAAAACAUUUCUUCUAACUGGUGAAUUAAGAUCAAAGGAAUAUUCUUAAAAUUAGAGCUCCUCCAUACAGGAUCUAAGCUAACAGAAGUAACUUUUCAACUAGAUAUAAAUAAAAACUGGCUAUGUCUUAGUCUUGUGAUUACAUUGUAGAUUGCUGUUGAUUGUGAUCUGCAUGAGUUGAUUCAGACCUGGCUUCUUUGGUUUUAAAAAUUGCAUGAGUGCAUGCAAGUCCUCGCACUACUUAAACCUUAAAUGUUUUCAGAUUAUGGAAGGAGAAUAAUAAGAGUAAUAAUUAUGAUACUUGUGUUCUAGUAUUUUUGCCUUUGUUGAAAACCUUAGUUGUCAUGGCAAUUAUGAAUAUGAAGCAAAGCAAUAAUGAAAAUGAGUGUGUCUUCCUGUUGUUUCAUUGAUAUUACCACUGACAUGGUCAAAAGAAGAUUAUACCCUUGAGUGAACUUGUGCUUCUUCCUGAAAAUAAGUCAGCCCAAAUUCUGUAGUGAUGCUGAGGCCUAAAUUCCAAAUUCCACUAACUGUGGUUACAAAUAACUGUAUUUGCAUCAUACCAUGUACUUUAUGGAAAUAAGAUGCUAAUUCGUGUACUCUUUGUCCCAUUACCUUAUAU
Molecule: messenger RNA, 9835 nt
Organism: Mobula hypostoma (lesser devil ray)
Lineage: Eukaryota; Metazoa; Chordata; Chondrichthyes; Myliobatiformes; Myliobatidae
Product: protein kinase C and casein kinase substrate in neurons protein 2-like
Exons: 12
Coding region: 271-1704 (477 amino acids)
Biological process (GO): regulation of endocytosis; plasma membrane tubulation; cytoskeleton organization
Cellular component (GO): cytoplasm; endosome; plasma membrane
Molecular function (GO): protein binding; phospholipid binding
Source: RefSeq, a predicted model, not a curated record